Megalobrama amblycephala (Wuchang bream) is the source of this 1220-nucleotide messenger RNA. RefSeq names its product metallo-beta-lactamase domain containing 1 (gene mblac1). The record is from RefSeq and is a predicted model, not a curated record. The transcript is spliced from 2 exons. The coding region runs from base 1 to 645 and encodes 214 amino acids. NCBI's taxonomy places the organism in Eukaryota, Metazoa, Chordata, Actinopteri, Cypriniformes, Xenocyprididae.
AUGGACAUGCAUCGCUCAAUAAGAAAGAGUGAAUCUGGCAUCAAUUCCGUCAUUUCAGGCCACCCGUACUGCGUGUCAGUUUUGAAGGAGGGCUACUGCACAGCUGAAGCAGACGGCUCGUUUAGAGCUGACGGUACCAUUUCUUUAAUUACCGGACCACAGACUAUUCUAGUAGACACUGGGGGUCCUUGGGACAGAGACUUCCUCGUCGAAAAACUCAAGGAGGAGGGUAUGACGACAGAUAGUGUUGCUAUAGUAGUUGGAACACACGGCCACUCUGACCACGUGGGAAACUUGGGAUUGUUUCCAGACGCCAAAAUAAUAGUGGGAUGUGACAUAAGCGUGGGGGAUCGAUAUCUGCCAAACCAAUUGGCUGAGGGACAGCCAUACCCUAUUGAUGAUUUUGUAUCCGUCAUUCCAACACCUGGCCACAUGGGCAGAGAUGUCAGUGUCCUGGUAAAGGGAACAUCAGAGGGUACAGUACUUGUUGCUGGAGACUUGUUUGAACGUUGCCAUGAUGAAGACUCUUGGAAGGAGCUGAGCGAGAACCCUGAGAUACAAGAGACCAACCGACAAAAGGUGUUACAGAUUGCGGAUGUAAUAAUUCCUGGACAUGGGCCAUUAUUUAGAGUCCACAAGGAAUAAUGGCAUUGAUGAAAUCCUGGACCUGAGGUUGAGUUAUAGACAGAGCAAUUACAGUGAAUUGAUUACUGCAAUUAUGAAAUAAAGAACACAUUAAUUUAUAUAAUUCAUAAUACCAUACCAUUCAUAUUUCUCAAAUGUAUUUCAGAUUAGGCUACUGGCUGUUCCUUUUUAGUUGAAAAAAAGUUAAUUUCACAAGCUCAACUGCAUGGUAUAAUAUAACCAAUGUACAAUAAUGAUGACAUAAAUUGCUGUGUAAAUGAGUUGCAGUACUCUGGGUGUGAAAUGAAUGUUGACCGUGAGUUUUAAUCUUCGUUUUUUAGUUUACUUAUAAUGACUGCUCAAGCCAUUGACCCACUUGCUUUUAAGUUAUUUUUAGGCUUUAUCUUAUUUUUAAAUCAUGUGACAAAAGAUGGUUAUGGAAGAUAACUGACGUCAGAUGUUGUGACUCGGCAGUAAAUAAGGAUCAAAGUUUUCAUUCUUAGAAUGAAUGUACUUUCCCAUAAUAAUGUAUAGAUGGAAAUUUUGUGUGUGCCAUCUUAUUUUUUUAUAUAUAGGAAAUAAAAAAUUUAACCUUU